This is a messenger RNA of Aspergillus versicolor CBS 583.65, 1480 nucleotides long. Its product is annotated as zinc-binding alcohol dehydrogenase family protein. The transcript is spliced from 2 exons. Gene Ontology annotation, molecular function: oxidoreductase activity, acting on NAD(P)H. The record is from RefSeq and is a predicted model, not a curated record. The coding region runs from base 112 to 1158 and encodes 348 amino acids. Lineage: Eukaryota; Fungi; Ascomycota; Eurotiomycetes; Eurotiales; Aspergillaceae.
CGCGUCUGGUGAUUUUACGAGGUCGGACGGGGCGUUUAAGCAAUAUAUAGAUCCCCAUUCCCCGCUAUCGAAACCAAGACACACUUUACAACAAACUAGGCAAAUACCACCAUGAAGGAAGCAUUCGUCAACAGCGACUACACCGUCUCGAUCAAGGACAGUCCCAUUCCCGUUCCAGGGCCUGGGCAAGUCCUAAUCCGCGUGGUAGUUACAGGCACCAACCCGAAGGACUGGAAGAUGGUGGGAUUCUUCCCGAAAGAUGGGUCCCCAUACAACCACGGUGACGAUAUGGCUGGAUAUAUUGAGGCCGUGGGCGAGGGAGUCGUUGGAUUGGCAAAGGGCGAUAGGGUCGCUGCAUUCCAUCAGGUUAUGAGGCCGCAUGGUACUUUUGCCGAGUUCGCGAUUGCACAGGAUUAUACCACGUUUCAUAUUCCUGGACAGACGAGCUUUGAAGAGGCGGCGACAAUCCCCUUAUGUGCUAUCACCGCUGCACUGGGUCUGUACCAGGACAUGAAACUCCCUCUGCCCUGGAACCCAGCUCGCGAAACACUUCCUUUAUUGAUAUACGGCGGCGCAACAGCAGUCGGCGCAUUCGCUAUAAAGUUCGCGCAGCUAUCAAACAUCCACCCCAUAAUUGCCGUCGCGGGAAGAGGCAUCCCCUACGUCAAAACCCUCCUCUCCCCAGAAAAGGGGGACAAAGUAAUCGACUACCGCGCCGGGGCCGAAGCCAUCCGCGCCCAGAUCAAGGCUGCUGCCAACGGCAGUCCAAUACACUAUGCAUUCGACGGUGUUUCAGAGCCUGAGUGCUUUGAGAAUAUCGGCGCUGUGAUUUCGGGCCCCGGCGCCAUGGCUGUUAUGUUUCCGCCGGGUGGUGACUUUACGCCACCGGAGGGAGUGAGUAUAAGUCAGCCGAUUGCUGGAUAUGUGCACUUCCCGCCCAGGAAAGGGAAUACCUUUGAUCAUGCGGAGUUUGGGGCUGCCUUCUUCCAGCUUAUGGGGAGGGGGUUGAAGCAAGGGUGGUUCCAGGGACAUCCGUUUGAGGUGCGACCUGGUGGGCUAGCCGGGCUUGAAGGGAUUUUAAAGGAUUUGAAGGAGGGGAAGGCCUCUGCUGUGAAGUAUGUGGUGAGGAUUGGGGAAACGGAGGGCGUGGAGAAGUAGUUAGGUAUAUCGGUUUCUUGGCGGGCAUCACAUGUGGUGCCCUCGUCGACCAUGACAGAGAGGCCCAACUAAAGAAUUCAGGCAAGGAGACCCAGGGCGGGGUCAUGGAUACAGGCAGAUGUUGCGAUGCUGCAGGGUGCUAAUUAUUACCAAUAAGACAGGGGCCCAUGUGGCGCUGGUUUAGACUGUCCACUUGUUGCUUCCAAUUACACUCUACUCAGUAACAGCAAAAUAAGAAUAAACCUUUCCUGUCUUUUGUCAUGGACCCGUGAAAAGACAGCAUGAGCCCUUUGAAUUUUGAGGAAUAGCCUUUGCUAUACAG